Molecule: messenger RNA, 2709 nt
Organism: Cyprinus carpio (common carp)
Lineage: Eukaryota; Metazoa; Chordata; Actinopteri; Cypriniformes; Cyprinidae
Product: neutral amino acid transporter B(0)-like
Biological process (GO): L-aspartate import across plasma membrane
Cellular component (GO): plasma membrane
Molecular function (GO): symporter activity; L-aspartate transmembrane transporter activity; neutral L-amino acid transmembrane transporter activity
Source: RefSeq, a predicted model, not a curated record
AUAGCUAGGGGAAGGAAAGUCCUAAGUCAAUUCCACGCUGCCAGCACAAGAGGAGAGGGCGCAGACAAUCAGCUCACACCAAAGCCUACUAAGCCUUUUUACAUAGACUCUCCAACUUUAAGACAGCACAAUGGCAGAAGAAAAGAUCUCCAUAGAAGAUGUAAAGACGUCCAACGGUGAAGCGCACCAGGACGACCCGACCGUCGCCAACGGCUUGGGUGAUCACACGUGGAGCGAGCCGGAGACCACCGGGCAGAAGCUGAAACGCUUCGUCAUGGCCAAUCUGCUGGUCAUCCUGACGGUGUCCGCGGUCAUCGUCGGCGUCUUCAUCGGGCUCGGCGUGCGAAGCGCCGGGUUGAGCCGCACGCAGAUCCUUUACUUCGGAUUCCCCGGCGAGCUCCUCAUCCGCCUGCUCAAGAUGAUCAUCAUCCCUCUGGUGGUCUGCAGUCUGGUGUCAGGGGCUGCCAGCCUCGACCCCAAAGCCCUGGGCAAGCUGGGCGGCUGGGCGAUGCUCUUCUUUCUGGUGACCACUCUGAUCUCGUCUGCCAUCGGCGUUAUUAUGGCGUUCAUCAUACAGCCUGGAUCCAGCGACGGGAAAAAAUUAUCCCAACUCACGCAGGAUGACAGCGGCGUCCCCGAAGCCAAAGAAGUCAUCGAUUCGUUUUUAGACUUGAUAAGAAAUAUUUUCCCAUCUAACCUGGUAUCAGCUGCCUUUCAGUCGUAUGCCACUGGUUACAAGUUUGUAAAGAAUGACACCAACUCGACCAACUUCUCUGUGGAAAAGGUUCCAGUUGGCGCAGAGGUGGAUGGCAUGAACAUCCUGGGUCUCAUUGUUUUUGCUAUGGCAUUUGGUGUGGCCUUGAGGAAGCUUGGGGAGGAAGGAGAGAUCCUUAUCAAGUUCUUCAACUCUUUCAAUGAGGCCACCAUGGUGUUGGUCUCCUGGAUCAUGUGGUAUGCACCACUGGGUAUUAUGUUCCUGGUUGCUGCUAAGAUUGUAGAAAUGGAGGAUGUUGGCUUGCUGUUCGCCAGCCUGGGGAAGUACAUCGCCUGCUGCGUCGUUGGCCAUGCCAUCCACGGUCUUCUUGUCCUCCCACUCAUUUACUUUGUGAUUACAAGGAAGAACCCAUACACUUUCUUGCUGGGGUUGGUCACCGCUUUGGCUACUGCCUUUGGAACGUCCUCUAGCUCCGCCACAUUGCCCCUCAUGAUGAAAUGUGUGGAGGAGAACAACGGUGUGUCCAAGCACAUCAGCCGCUUCAUCCUGCCCAUCGGAGCGACCGUCAACAUGGACGGCGCCGCCUGCUUCCAGUGUGUAGCUGCGGUGUUCAUCGCUCAGCUUAACGGGAUCCCGCUGGACUUCGUCCAGGUCAUCACCAUCCUUGUGACUGCGACGGCCUCUAGCGUGGGAGCUGCUGGGAUCCCUGCUGGAGGGGUGCUGACGCUGGCCAUCAUUUUGGAGUCAGUAGGCCUGCCCACCAACGAUCUGUCCCUCAUCUUGGCUGUGGACUGGCUUGUUGAUCGCACUUGCACCGUCAUCAAUGUUGAAGGCGACGCCUACGGAGCAGGUCUUCUGCAGUAUUUCGUGGAUCGCACUUCCAGUAAAGAGGGGGCGGGGCUAAAUAAGGUGCGCGUGGAGGAAGAAGAUCCCGCCUCCCGGCCAGAAAUUUCUCCGCUCAUCGAAAAACAGGGAAGCCUUGAAUUGGAAGAGGUCGCUGGACCUAAACCCUGUGAAAAGGAAUCCGUCAUGUAGACUUGCACACUAUUUCAACAAACUUUCCUUUUGACCUGUCUGAUCUCAAUAAAUCAAUCUCUGCAUCUACGCAGUGACCAUUGGAGAGAUACAGGUUUAGAUUAAGACAGGAGAAAGACUACAUCCUUUUGACCCUUCUCUAUGCCCUGCUCUUUAUGAAAGGAGUCUGUUAAAACUUAUGCACGUUUAGAUGGAAAAAUACUUGAACAAUUAUUUAUUAGAAGCUGGUCAGACAUUUUGGAUUUUCUCUUUAUACUCUUUUUCUAUGUUUGCUUUACACCCCCCCCCCCCCCCCUUUUUUUUUUUUUUUUAAGAAAACUCAGUCCGGCCUUUUAAAAUAAUCUAUAUUAUUAUGAUCACACAUGCCCUCGUAGUUCUGAUUCUAUGCGAUUGAGUUAAACCUCAUAUUUCUCUCAACACCUCCUAAUAAGCCAAAGCAUCCGCAGAAUCUCUCUGCAUCUUUCAAACACACCAAAUACAUUUUAAGGUGGUUUAAUGGUCCGUUAUGCUGAAAUACCUCAUUCAUGCUGAUUCCCUUUAUGCCACCUAUGGCUCCUCAGAUGUAGGUCCAUCUAAUACCUUCACUAAACUUUCUACUAGAGGAGCCAGAAGACUGGCGUAGAAGGCCUGACUGACAGUUAAGAGACAACAUCUUACAUUCUGCAUCGUCUUUAUGGAGUCACUAUUACAGUUCACGGCGGGCUCUUCGGGGUCAGGUUGCACCCUAAGGUCAGACAGGAAUGUAUGCAUAAUAAUAUAUGGCUCACAUGCAAAGUAAGCCUUGUCUUAAAGCUCCAAGGCUGUUUGGGUCAGAGCCUUGAAGGUGAGCGAGAUCCCUAUGCAGUGGUGAUACGCAAAUAAACAGAUCCGUUUUGAUCCGUUUCAGAAGAAAGCCAUAGAUUAGAGUGUGAAUUCAGACUGGAACUAAGGUUUUAUACAGGUUUUUAUUUUAUUUUUUA